Diaporthe citri is the source of this 1473-nucleotide messenger RNA. RefSeq lists its product as uncharacterized. The transcript has 2 exons. Gene Ontology annotation, cellular component: glycosylphosphatidylinositol-N-acetylglucosaminyltransferase (GPI-GnT) complex. Gene Ontology annotation, molecular function: phosphatidylinositol N-acetylglucosaminyltransferase activity. Gene Ontology annotation, biological process: GPI anchor biosynthetic process. The record is from RefSeq and is a predicted model, not a curated record. NCBI's taxonomy places the organism in Eukaryota, Fungi, Ascomycota, Sordariomycetes, Diaporthales, Diaporthaceae. Bases 1 to 1473 code for a protein of 490 amino acids.
AUGUCGAAGCCAACAUACAACAUCGCCAUGGUCAGCGACUUCUUCUUCCCACAGCCAGGAGGAGUCGAAAGCCACAUCUACCAGCUCUCCCAAAGACUCAUCGACAGGGGCCAUAAGGUCGUGAUCAUUACCCAUGCGUACGACGAUCGGAAAGGUGUCCGCUACCUCACCAAUGGGCUCAAGGUCUAUUACGUGCCCUUCUUCGUGAUCUACCGUUCAGCAAGCUUCCCCACCGUCUUCUCCUUCUUCCCCAUAUUCCGAAACAUCAUCAUACGCGAGCAGAUCAACAUCGUACACGGCCAUGCCUCUCUCAGUAACCUCUGCUGGGAGGCCACACUGCAUGCCCGGACCAUGGGCAUCAGGACCAUCUUCACGGAUCACUCGCUCUUCGGCUUUGCCGAUGCCGCCAGCAUCCUCACCAAUAAGUUGCUCAAGUUCACCUUGAGUGAUGUCGACCAUGUUAUUUGCGUCAGCAACACCAGCAAGGAGAACACCGUGCUCCGUGCCUCACUAGAUCCUCUCAUGGUCUCCGUGAUCCCCAACGCGGUCGUGGCUGACAACUUUAAGCCGCUUGAUCAUUCCCUUGAGGGUUCCGGCACCGGUUCUGCCAACAGCUCGUUCGGCAAUGACUAUCCUGUCCCGGCUCAUCGUCUAGGCCCCCACGACACCGUUACCAUUGUUGUUAUCUCCCGCCUUUUCUACAACAAGGGUAUCGACCUCCUUGUGGCAGCCAUUCCACGAAUCCUGGACCAUCAGCCAAAUACACGCUUCAUCAUCGCUGGCUCUGGCCCCAAAGCCAUCGAUCUCGAGCAGAUGAUCGAGCAGAACGUCCUCCAGGACCGCGUCGAGAUGCUGGGCAGCGUGAGGCACGAGGAGGUUCGGGACGUCAUGGUCCGCGGGCACAUAUACCUGCAUCCUUCGUUGACCGAGGCCUUCGGAACGGUCAUCGUCGAGGCCGCGAGCUGUGGGCUGUACGUCGUGUGCACCCAGGUCGGCGGCAUCCCAGAGGUGCUGCCAGGCUACAUGACCCAGUUCGCCAAGCCGGAGGAAGACGACAUCGUCGCUGCCACCGUCAAGGCCAUCGCCGACAUCCGGGCGAACAAGAUCCGCACGGAGAGGUUCCACAACGAGAUCAAGAAGAUGUACUCGUGGACCGACAUCGCCAAGCGCACCGAGCGGGUGUACAACGGCAUAUCGGGGGACAUCAGCGAGGCGGAUUUCUACAACGCGGCCAGCGUGGGCGCCACGAGGGGCGGGAUCCAGCGCGACUUUGCCCUCAUCGACCGCCUCAAGAGGUACUACGGGUGCGGCAUAUGGGCGGGCAAGCUGUUCUGCCUCUGCGUGAUCAUCGACUACCUCUUCUUCCUCUUCCUCGAGUGGGUGGCGCCGAGGGGCGAUAUCGAUAUCGCGGCUGAGUGGCCGCGGAAGCAGCUUGUUGAGGACACAAAGGAAAAGAGCAAGAGAGGCAGGUGA